Pogonomyrmex barbatus (red harvester ant) is the source of this 2116-nucleotide messenger RNA. Its product is annotated as transcription activator GAGA. The record is from RefSeq and is a predicted model, not a curated record. Gene Ontology annotation, biological process: regulation of transcription by RNA polymerase II. Gene Ontology annotation, molecular function: protein binding. Lineage: Eukaryota; Metazoa; Arthropoda; Insecta; Hymenoptera; Formicidae. Gene Ontology annotation, cellular component: nucleus.
GUCGUACCCGUCGUCGUCGGCGACGUCGUGAGAGGAGGUCACCGCUGUCACGUCAGUUAAAUUCUUCGAGACAAAAUGGGUAGUAGCAACCAACUGUAUAGUCUAUCCUGGGGAGAAUUCAGUUCUUCUCUGGCCUCUGCAGUACAACUGCUAAGAGGACACGGUGAAUUGGUGGAUGUUACCUUGGCUGCUGGUGGACGGAGUUUUCCUGCACAUAAGAUAGUUCUUUGUGCAGCAAGUCCAUUUUUACUGGACUUGUUAAAGAGUACACCAUGCCAACAUCCAGUGGUCAUGCUAGCAGGAAUUGGAGCAGAUGAUUUGGAAUCUCUAUUGGAAUUUGUAUACCGAGGAGAAGUGAGUGUCGAACCGGCACAAUUGCCUUCUUUGCUCCAAGCUGCUCAUUGUUUGAGCAUCCAUGGGUUAACACCACCAACUAUAGUAACAGAGAGUGGCGAAGAAGUUCCUGCGUCUGCGAUACCUACGGCGACGAAUGAUGGGUUACCAAGGGCGACGCUCAACUCGUAUUAUCCAUUAAAACGAAGAAAAAAGAGGAGGAAGUCAUCGACAUCCUCUGGAAAAUGGCAAUGCACCAGUAAUACUACAGAUAGCGAAAGCAGGCCUUUGGAUGACAACAGAACAAUGCCUUAUGAAAAUAAAGAUGACGACGCUACAGAUCAAGCCGAUGAUGCAGCGGGCAACUGCUUGGUCGGAAACUAUGCGAACAACCAUCAGGGCGGCAGUCAUUCACCGCGACUUCAAGACCCAUUAUCCGUCGCGGACAGUCAGGCGGCACAACCGGAUCACGUCUCGGAUGGCGAGUCGCAUCUGCAUACACUAAUGCCGAUGCAGUUCUCGCCGUUGCAGAUACCGCAGUUCCACAGCAGCCUCAACAUGGGCUUCCCGUCUGGUCUUGCGUUGUCCGGCUUGGCAGCCAGUCAGACCGCGUCGUCUGGCACAUUAACUGGAAGCACGAAUCAAUCAAAAGCUCGCGGCGCUUCCGACUGUCCAGGUGUUUGUCCGCUUUGUGGCGCGACUUUACGCCAGGCAAGGAAUUUACGUAGGCAUUUAUUGUCUUCGUGCAAAUAUCGAUUCAGCAACAAUUCGACGACGACCACGACAACGCAGAAUUCCGACACGACGAUAAUGGAGAUUAAACCCGAGGUUGAGUUAUCGACUUAUAACGAGUCAUCGGUGACUUAUGGAACCGACAGCGGUAGUAACAGCUGUGAACAGAUAGUCUGCAAUCCUACUCUACCUUCGCCAACGUCACACGAGUCUGAAAACGUAUCACCACCGAGCAGCAUCCCAUCGCCGACAAUCGCCAGAUAAAUAAAUGUACAGGAUGUGGACUCAUCGAUAGUAUCGAGACGAACAUGUUAUCCGUUUUGUAGUUAAUUUUUUUAUGGAUUCCGUUUAGUAGUCAGAGUUGUGUUAUAGUGAUACUCGAAACUAUGUGAGUGAUGUGACGCGUUACAUAAAGACAGAAGAGAGAUGAAAGAUAUUUUGCAUUACUUGUAUAGUUAUAUAUAUAUAUAUAUAUUUACGCGAACGGUUAUUUGUAAUUAUUCGUAUACGCGUUAUUUAAUUAGGUCAAAAAUUCGGAAUAUAUCUGUACGUUUAAUUUUAUACAACAAAAGAAUCUUCCACAUUAGUAUCUAAGGCAGUACCAUAGGGUUUAAGCAUAAGGAAGAAAAUUCUAUCAUGAAUUUCUCGUUAUUCUUUUACCAUCGGCUUAUGCGAUGAUCGGGGUUUCGUGUGAUCAUGCGAUUCAACUUUGUCCACUGCAAUUUAUUUUGCCGUCUCUUUAAUCCCUCUAUCAAGAAAUGGUCUAAUAGAAUACAUUUUUAAGAAUACGGGCUACCGUUUUUCAUUUUGAAUUCUUAUGUAAUCAAGAUUGUCCAGCCGCUUCUUCCGACAGCCACAAAAUAAAAAUAAUCGGCGCACAUUCCUAUUUUGUAAAUGCGAUUUUCGCUCCGUAACUAUUGACUGUGGACUGUUGACAAUAGUACAUUAUACAAAACCGCUAGUAUUUUAAUUGAGAAAGAAAUAGGAUAACGGGUAUAAUGAUGUAUUGCCCAUUUUCUUUUCUUUUUGAAUAAAGCGCAAAUAAAAUACA